This is a messenger RNA of Solea solea (common sole), 1629 nucleotides long. It is a transcript of the gene mpc2b, whose product is annotated as mitochondrial pyruvate carrier 2b. The transcript has 5 exons. Gene Ontology annotation, biological process: pyruvate import into mitochondria. The coding region runs from base 321 to 716 and encodes 131 amino acids. Gene Ontology annotation, cellular component: mitochondrial inner membrane. Gene Ontology annotation, molecular function: pyruvate transmembrane transporter activity. The record is from RefSeq and is a predicted model, not a curated record. NCBI's taxonomy places the organism in Eukaryota, Metazoa, Chordata, Actinopteri, Pleuronectiformes, Soleidae.
UACUCGUCGGUCAGAGGAAGCGGCUGAAUGCUAACGUACAGGCUGCGUUAGCGUGUGUUUGUAGAUCGACCACCGGGCGAAGGUCGACAGUAGGACGGCAGCAGCACCAGCAUCCGCCUCUACGUUACUCUAUCACGCAUUCGUCCGCUGCUUAUAAAUCACUUCCAUCUGUAGACAUCGUAGCAGGAGCCGAAGUCCGUUUUUUUUUUUUAAAUAAAUAAAUUCCGUGACUUUCUGGGAAGGACGCGAAGCUAGUAGCUAGCAUUCAGUGUGUGCUAGCUGUAAGUUUUGGUUGAGUAUUCUCUUCAACACCGACAGUCAUGGCUGCUCUCCGAGCCUCCUACCACAGGAUCAUGAACAGGAUCGAGCACAUCCUGCCCGCCAAGAUGCGACCCCUGUACAACCACCCGGCAGGUCCCAGGACAGUUUUCUUCUGGGCCCCAGUGUUUAAAUGGGGUCUGGUUUUUGCUGGUUUGGCUGAUAUGACUCGACCAGCAGACAAACUCAGCACCUCCCAGUCUGCAGUGCUGACGGCCACAGGACUCAUCUGGUCCAGAUACUCCCUGGUCAUCAUCCCCAAGAACUGGAACCUGUUUGCCGUCAACUUCUUUGUCGGCAGCGCCGGAGCCACCCAGCUGUACAGGAUCUGGAGGCACAACCAGGAUAUGAAGGCACAGGAAAAAGCGGCGGUGGCAGAGUCGGCAGCAGAGUCCUGAGUGAUUUCUGUUUCUCGUACAGAGCGAAAAGGGAAAACUUCACAUCCACCAGGAAGUAAACUGACCAUGUCCUCCUACUCCUCCUCCUCCUUCACCUCCUCCACCAUCAUCUCACAUUCAUGCCAUAACUAUAGUUUCGACCACAUCCAGCCUGUUGUCCCUGUUGGGAAUAUGCACUUUUCCUUUAAAAAGGUUCUAAUUUCCACAGGGUGUCAAAUAUUUUCUUGGUUUUUUUUUAAACAAAAAAGAAACAUGAAUAUUUUUUUUAACUGUCGUCAACGCACUCAAGAAUUAUUAUUAAUAUUAUUAUCGUCAUCAGCGCACAGUUAGUACUUGUAUGAUUGUACAUUAAUGUCAUGCUUUUGUAUAUCACGUACAAACUGGGAAUUGUCCCUUUUAUUUUUUUUUCCAUCGUUACAUUUCACGUGUAGCCACUCGAGUACCUCAGGGCAAUAAUCUCCCAGAUUGAAAAAUUAAACAUAUAUACAUAACUCUUGGAUUUGUGUUGGACAUAGUUUGAAGAAUGUUAAUAAUAAUAACAAUAAUAAUAAUAACAUGAUCACGCUUUAUUUCCUUCAUCGUAGCGUCUUUGAAAUCUUUUAAUCUGUGCGAGUGCUAAUCCUAAUUUAUGGAUUUCUUUUGUCAUUGUGACUGUACAUUUAUAUAAAAAGACGGUGUUGUUUUACACCAGUGCCACACGUUUAUUACUUAACCUGUGCUGCUUUUUAUGAUCGACGACUGUAGCUACACUGAAUAAUCCCCUCUUGAUUUUUUUUUUAGCAAUAAUAUUAUUUACUUUAGAAUAUUUCUUGAUCUGCUGACUGUUUAAAGAACAAAAAAAAGGCACUUUGAAGGUCGAUCAUUGUAAAAUCUGUGGCUGUGAAAUGCUAAUAAAUCCUAUUAACACCCUGUU